CGGGACGAACUCAAUUUAAAAAACCAUCAGACUCGAGAAAAAGGAAAGGAGAUCACCAACAUUAACCAGCACGAUGAAACUCCAGACAUUUAUCCUCGCGCUUACAUUAGCGAUUUCAGUACAGGUCCUUGCAGAGGAGGUGACGCUUGGAGUCUUUCACAAGUUGAGUGAUCACGAAUCGUUUGAGAAACGUGGGGAGAUCCGCUUUGACGCAGAAGAAUGGUUCGAGUUGAAGCAACAACGUGAGCAAGCUUCUGCAUCGGCGACUCAAUCUGCGAAAUUAACAUACCAGCAGAGGAAAGAAUUGUUGAAGCAAAAACAAGAGCAAAAACAACAGCCAAAUCAGAAUCAGCAGCAGAAGCAGAAUCAGCAAUCAUCGCCUAUUAUCUAUCAAAAUGUUCAAAUUGAUCCUGAUAGCAUGGCUCGUUUGGCUGAGGAUUUCGUUCUUAAUGUGCAAGCACCUGUCAAAGUACAUGAGCUGGAACCUGAGCCUGAGGGACCCGAAGUGGAUGAGGAUGGACAAUUUGUUGAAACUCAGGAAGAAUUUGAGCAGAGGUUAGAGGAAUGGAGGGCGCAGAAUGAAGCACAAGAGAAUGGAGGCUUGUCGACAAAGACCCCUGGAAGUUAUGCAUUCUAUCAAAUCAAGUUGAAAGAUGAAACUACAGGCUGGGAGGCAAUGUCGUCUAUCAAGUCUUGUUUGUUAGUAGCCUCGAAUUUCCAGGAGCAAAUCACGUUGCAUUUGGAUAGUGAUCGUGAGGUCUUUGCGUUUGAUUAUUACACCACUGCUAGUCGAUGUGAAGACAAGGACAAGCAGGAAUUUUCUUUGACUUCCUUGGAUCAUUUCAAGGAUGUGAAGAUUGACUUUGCUACAGCUGUCUCUGGGCCCAAGGCGCGUUACGCUAAAGCUCAGGCCAUCAAAAUUGAUUCCCAGACCGGUAAACCCGAAGUUGAAAAGACAUUCUUCCAGAAGUAUUGGGUGUAUAUUGUACCAAUAGUCCUUAUGAUGUUAUUUACCGGAGGUGAACCGGAGAAAACCGCGGCAUAGAAAAGAGACAGAACGCGAAAGGGAAUGCGGUUGAUAACGUUUUUUGAUUUUGAUUUUUUUUUUU
Lobosporangium transversale is the source of this 1109-nucleotide messenger RNA. RefSeq lists its product as hypothetical. The transcript has 5 exons. The record is from RefSeq and is a predicted model, not a curated record. The coding region runs from base 74 to 1045 and encodes 323 amino acids. NCBI's taxonomy places the organism in Eukaryota, Fungi, Mortierellomycota, Mortierellomycetes, Mortierellales, Mortierellaceae.